AUGGUAACAACAUCUUUUUAUCGCAAACUCAAUGAAGCACUUCGAGCUGAAAAUCCACAAGCCUUGGAGCCAUGGCUUGCCUACUUAAAGCUGUUUAUUACUGCUCUUCAAAAGUUACCAUCGCGUUCGACUACGGUAUGGCGAGGUGUUUGGGGCAUUAUUGGCUCAGAAUUCGACACAAAUAUUGUUCACACUUGGUGGAGUGUGAAUUCAUGUUCAUCGCAAAUCAAUCCUGCGGCGUGUUUUUCAGUUACUGGUGGACUUAAUAAUCAGGGUUUUCUAAAUAGUACUGAAUUAUACGAUCCAUCAACAGAAACUUGGACAAUCACUGGAAAUAUGAAUAAUGCACGUGCUGAUCACACAGCAUCUGUAUUAACAAAUGGAAAAGUGUUAGUUACUGGGGGACUUAAUAAUCAGGGUUUUCUAAACAGUACUGAAUUAUACGAUCCAUCAACAGAAAUUUGGACAAUGGCUGGUAGUAUGAAUAAUGCACGAACUGAGCAUACAGCAUCCGUAUUGGCUAAUGGAAAAGUAUUAGUCACUGGUGGACUUAUUAAUCAGGAUUUUCUAAAUAGUACUGAGUUAUAUGAUCCGUCAACAGAUACUUGGACAAUUACUAGUAGCAUGAAUGAUGCACGAGUUGAACACAUAGUAUCCGUAUUAACAAAUGGAAAAGUGUUAGUUGCCGGUGGAUAUUAUAGUUUUAAUCGUUUACAUAGCGCUGAACUGUAUGACCCAUCAAUGGAGACUUGGACAACUACUGGUAGCAUGAAUUAUACACGAAUUCAAUUCACAGCAUCUGUAUUAACGAAUGGAAAAGUAUUGGUUACUGGUGGAUCGAAUUAUAAUUUUAAUCGAAAUAGUGCUGAGCUGUAUGAUCCAUCAACAGGAACGUGGACAAUCACUGGUAGCAUGAAUCAGGCGCGGUGGAAACACACAUCAUCCGUAUUAAAAAAUGGAAACGUAUUAGUUACUGGUGGACUUGACCAUUAUCCUCUAGAUGUUGCUGAAUUGUAUGAUCCAUCAACAGAAACUUGGACAAUUAUUGAUAGGAUGAAUACUCCACGAGGUGAUCACACAGCAUCCGUAUUAACGAAUGGAAAAGUGUUGGUUACUGGAGGAGUUUACGAUGGUGAACCUUUGAACGGUACAGAAAUAUAUAAAUCGUUUCAAACAAAUUAA
Molecule: messenger RNA, 1182 nt
Organism: Rotaria sp. Silwood1
Lineage: Eukaryota; Metazoa; Rotifera; Eurotatoria; Philodinida; Philodinidae
Source: the annotation of a GenBank genome assembly